This is a messenger RNA of Salmo salar (Atlantic salmon), 3045 nucleotides long. RefSeq names its product leucine rich repeat and Ig domain containing 1a (gene lingo1a). NCBI's taxonomy places the organism in Eukaryota, Metazoa, Chordata, Actinopteri, Salmoniformes, Salmonidae. The record is from RefSeq and is a predicted model, not a curated record. Gene Ontology annotation, molecular function: protein binding. Gene Ontology annotation, cellular component: plasma membrane.
UCCGAACAAGGUGCAUGCAUCAGCAUUGUCCCUCCCUCAACUCUGAGGACAAGAAAGCGAACUGCAGCUACAGACGACAGUCACACAAUAUCCAUCUCGAGUCUGGCCGUGCAGACUGCCUCAGGGAGAGAGAACGGUGUUCUUAGGAACGAAUGCGUGGGAGUUGCUCACUUCACUCGCCUCCUUUUCCUAGUGGACGAUAGAAGGCGCAUUGGGAGCCCCUUUCCGACCGAGGGAUAGCGAGCUGGCGGAGAGAGGAACCAGUGCGUCGUCCGUAGACAGAAGAACAGGGCAGUUCCUCCGGACUAUCCAUUUCUAUUAAGUCACAGGCGGUAUCGGAAUCUUGGGGAACCGUGUUUUUUAAAAAUCGUGUCUUUCAAAGCAAUGGACUCGAGAUAGUGGGUCUCAAUUUGCCUUUUUCUUGACAGGGAGUUGCCGUUGGGAGAUAUGCGUAAGGAUGUUUGGAAACAGCAGUAGUAGGUAACCGAUAGGAUGGGGGCCAGGGAAGCGAGUGGGCACAGCUACCUGGUGGCUUGCUGGCAGCCCAUUCUGAUUCUGAUGCUGGGCACCGUACUGUCCGGUUCCACCACAGGCUGCCCGUCCCGCUGCGAGUGCAAUGCCCAGGAGCGCUCGGUCAUAUGCCACCGCAAGAAGCUUAUGUCCGUCCCUGAGGGCAUCCCCACAGAAACGCGGCUACUGGACCUCAGCAAGAACCGCAUCAAGACCAUCAACAUGGACGAGUUCGCAGCCUACCCCAACCUGGAGGAGCUGGAGCUCAACGAAAACACUAUCUCGGCCAUCGAGCCCGGCGCCUUCAACAACCUGUACGGCCUCCGGACAUUGGGGCUGCGCAGCAACAAGCUCAAACUCAUCCAGCUGGGUGUGUUCACGGGCCUCAGCAACCUCACCCAGUUGGACAUCAGUGAGAACAAGAUAGUCAUCCUGCUGGACUAUAUGUUCCAAGACCUGUACAACCUGCGCUCCAUGGAGGUGGGCGACAAUGACUUGGUGUUCAUCUCCCACCGGGCCUUCCAUGGUCUCAGCAGCCUGGAGCAGCUGACUUUGGAGAAGUGCAACCUGACCUCGGUGCCCACCGAGGCCUUCACCCACCUCCACAGUUUGAUCUUUCUCAGGCUGCGCCACCUCAACAUCUACGUUAUUAAGGAUUACUCCUUCAAAAGACUGUACCGGCUGAAAGUGCUGGAGAUAGCCAACUGGCCCUACCUGGACACCAUGACCUCCAAUUGCCUCUAUGGACUGAACCUCACCUCGCUGACCAUCACCAAUGGCAACCUGACCUCUAUCCCAUACGUGGCUCUCCGGCACUUGGUCUACCUACGGUUUCUGAAUCUGUCCUAUAACCCCAUCCACACCAUUGAGGGGAAUAAGCUCCAUGACCUUCUGAGGCUCCAGGAGUUUCACCUGGUUGGGGGCAGGCUGGCUAUGAUCGAACCCUACUCGUUCCGAGGCCUAAACUAUCUGAAGAUAUUCAAUGUGUCUGGCAAUGCCUUGAGCACCUUGGAGGAGUCUGCGUUCCACUCGGUAGGCAACCUGGAGACUCUGGCGCUUUACGAUAACCCCUUGGCAUGUGACUGCCGGCUGCUGUGGGUGUUCCGGAGACGCUGGAGGCUCAACUUCAACCGGCAGCAACCCACCUGCGCUUCACCCGAGUUCGUACAGGGAAAAGAGUUUAAAGAUUUCCCGGACGUCCUGCAGCCCAACUACUUCACGUGUCGCAAGUCCAGGAUCCGGGACCGCAAGGCGCAGCAGAAAUUUGUGGACGAGGGAACUACUGUUCAUUUUGUAUGCCAGGCGGACGGUGAUCCCGCCCCAGUCAUCAUGUGGCUCUCACCCCAGAAGCAGUUCAUCACGACCAAAACCAUCGGGCGGCUCACAGUAUUCCCCGAUGGCACCCUUGAGGUGCGCUACGCACAGAUUCAGGAUAAUGGCACGUAUGUGUGUAUAGCCAGCAACGCCGGUGGCAACGACACAUCUCUCGCCCACCUGCAUGUCCAUAGCUACUCACCAGACUGGCCUCACCAACCCAACAAGACCUUUGCCUUCAUCUCCAACCAGCCCAAUGAGAAUGGUGCCAAUGGGACGCGAACCAACGUCCCUUUCCCCUUUGACAUAAAGACCUUAAUCAUCGCCACCACCAUGGGUUUCAUAUCUUUCCUUGGUGUCGUCCUGUUUUGUCUGGUGCUACUCUUUCUGUGGAGUAGAGGUAAAGGGGCCACAAAGCACAACAUAGAGAUUGAGUAUGUGCCACGCAAGUCAGACGCUGGGAUGAGCAGCAGCAAUGCAGACGCCCCUCGCAAGUUUAACAUGAAAAUGAUUUAACGGGACCCAGGGAGCAAACAGACUCUUAACUUGAAAUUGUAAAAAAAAGAAAAAACGUCAAAUCCUCCCUUACAAAUCUGUGGAUCCUGGGAUGUAAUCAUAAAGUAAUCUGUUUUCCCUGACUUAACUGUUGGAGAUGGAGAGAGAAGAUCCUUGCUUUCGUAAUAUGUUGAGUAUAUGAGGGGGAUGAUAGCAAAGCAGACGCUCCACAGCAUUGGCAAUUUCUGCAAGGCCUUUAGGUACGUUUGUUCGAAAGCAAAUUUUGUUGUGUGCGAUUCAUAUUCUUGUGGAUUUAUAUUGGAAAGAAAUUAUAGAAAAAAAGAGAUGAACCCUUCUCUAUGUUCGUAAUAACCUGCCUUCACUGUCCCUUUGCCUGUGUUCUUAGUUUAUAGAUUUUUUACAGAAAUUGAAAUAUUUGUUUACCAAAAUGAUAAGAGUAGAUUGUAUGGGUUGAUGAGCACAUUUAAACAAUCUCUUCUGGUACUUUGUCAGUCAGAAUAUACAGUACCAGUCAAAAGUUUGGACACGCCUACUCAUUCAAGGGUCUUUCUUUAUUCUUACUAUUUUCUACAUUGUAGAAUAACAGUGAAGACAUAAACUAUUAAAUAACAUAUAUGGAAUCAUGUAGUAACCAAAAAAGUGUUAAACAAAUCAAAAUAUAUUUUAGAUUCUUCAAAGUAGCCACCCUUUGCCUUAUUGACAGCA